AUGUUCAAAACUGUUUUGACAGAAAAAAAAGAACUUGUUAAUAUUUUCCAUUAUACACCAUCGAUUGUCAAUGGUAAUACACCUUUGGUAAUUUUUGUUCCUGGUAAUCCUGGUAUCAUAAAUUUUUACUCAAAUUUUUUGAGAAGUUUAGUUGAAAAAUAUCCAAAGUAUGAAAUAUAUGGCUUAUCCCAUCGAGGAUUUACUGGUGGUGAUAGUAACUUUGGUGAAUUGUAUGAUUUAAAUCAACAAGUAGAGAACACAAGAUUCUUACUAAGCAAUAUACUGAAUGAUAGAAAGGGGGCUAAUGAUAAUAAUAAUACACAAAGACCUCUAAUAUUAAUGGGUCAUUCGAUGGGAUGUUAUGUCUUACAAAAAAAUAUCAUUGAAAAUUACCAAUUAAAUUAUAAAAAAAUAAUUUUUUUUAUGCCAACUAUUGUCGACAUUCAUAAAAGUGAAGCUGGUUCCAAAUUAAACUUGGUUUUCAAAAUAUUGCCUGCUUUCUAUUUAUUAGUUGGCGGACUUGUCACAUUAGCUAUUAAUUGGCUUAAAUUAGGCUGGGUCUUCCAAAUAAUUAGCAAAAAGUUUUACGAAGGAUAUGUAAUUCAGAAUCAAAUCUAUGAUUUUAUUACGUCUUCAUAUUUUACUAAACAGGCUUUAUAUUUAGCUAAGCAUGAAAUGAAUCAAAUUCGUGAUCAGUGGAAAGAUCAACACAUCUUUAAGAAUAUCAUAAUUGGUAAUAACAAAGAUAUUUUUGAAAUGUGGUUCGCUGGAAAGGACCAUAGAACAUUCAUUUCCAUUGCGUGA
Saccharomycodes ludwigii is the source of this 804-nucleotide messenger RNA. Its product is annotated as bifunctional triacylglycerol lipase/ester hydrolase. The record is from RefSeq and is a predicted model, not a curated record. Gene Ontology annotation, biological process: lipid storage. The coding region runs from base 1 to 804 and encodes 267 amino acids. Gene Ontology annotation, molecular function: lipase activity. The transcript is spliced from 2 exons. Lineage: Eukaryota; Fungi; Ascomycota; Saccharomycetes; Saccharomycodales; Saccharomycodaceae. Gene Ontology annotation, cellular component: lipid droplet.